Molecule: messenger RNA, 1581 nt
Organism: Alternaria postmessia
Lineage: Eukaryota; Fungi; Ascomycota; Dothideomycetes; Pleosporales; Pleosporaceae
Exons: 5
Coding region: 1-1581 (526 amino acids)
Biological process (GO): arachidonate metabolic process
Cellular component (GO): membrane
Source: RefSeq, a predicted model, not a curated record
AUGUUUCACUCCUUCGAAGCCAACAUGCGCGUGAGGCCUGCCACUGCCGGGCUACGCGUGCUAUCGAUCGAUGGCGGCGGCAUCCGUGCGGCGAUUCCCAUUCAGUUCCUUUGCGCGCUAGAAAACGCAGUGGGUCUCGAUAUGCCGAUCCAAGAGUUCUUUGACCUUGCCUACGGAACGAGCUCAGGCGCGAUGGUAGUUCUUGCGCUUUACGGUCUCGGCAUGCGAGCUGAGGAGACCUUUACCCUAUUCACCCAGCUGGCAACACGAAUAUUCCGUGGGCGGAGCCAGCUGGGCCUGGGACUUGCUGCCACAGCCCAUGCCCUCAUCACUUCGUGUCGAAAUGGCCGGUUCCCUGCCAGCGACAUCGAUAGCGCCCUGAACGAGGCUUUCGAGGAAGCCACCAUGCUGGACGUCCCGUACAUGUCUUCAAUCGGGGCACGCGUUGGUCUGCCUGUUGUCGAUGUCGACACGCUGGAAACGUGUUUAGUCACGAGUUAUAACGGAGCUGCUCCCACAUACGACAAUGGUGCAUGUACAGAGAUGUCUACGUAUCGGAUUUUGCGCUCAGAAGACGCUACAGAGGAGAUAUGCGUGAAGGAUGCCGCACGAUGUACAUCCGCAGCCCCCUGGUACUUCACGCCGCACAAGAUACCUGGCCACGGCACAUUCAUGGACGGAGGGCUGAGCGACAACAAUCCCUGCAUGCUCGCCUUGCAGGAGCUCCAGAAGAUGGCUCCUGGUUUGAGCCUCGCUGAUCAAUUCGUGUCCGUAGGAACAGGCAUUUCGACAACGAGAGAGGUAGCUAAAGCCGACGUCUACCCCAGCCUGCUCUUCGGAAACAGCUCUCUGCAGCAGACCGCCAAGCACUACUGGAGCGAGAACUUCGAUGGCGACAAGAAAUUCGCCCUCAUGCGCCAGAUUCUGGCUACAUCCUUGCCCGGAGGGGUUGCUAACGUAGAUAGAUGGCUCCAUCGGUUCAACCUACCCGUAGAAGGUGAGCUACCUGAUCUAGCUGACGCCUCUGCCACGGGCGAUCUCGCUGAAGCAGCUCGUUCCUACUUUACGACGGACUCGGCUGUGCGUGACUUGGCCGACGCUGCACUCGCUCUCAGCUUCUACUUUGAGCUACGACCAGGACGCAUGCCAAUCUACGAGCGCGGCUCCUACACCUGUUACGGCUUGAUUCGGUGUCGUAUCCCCGGGCUCAGUCCCGCGUUCUCCACGUUGAUGCAAAAACUCGAUUAUCUAGACGCUAACUUCCAGAUCCAGAUGCAAGUGUGUGAUUCAAGACAAGCCAUGUCAACGUGGAUCGAUCGGCAUGGGAACUUUGGCCAACCCAUAUGUUUGCGCGUUUCCUCGUUCAACGAAGAACUAGACAUUCGCUUGAGACUGCACGGGGACCGUGUUCAUCCUAUAAGCGCUUCACCACUAACGUUCAAAACCUUGAUUGAUCUACAAAUGCUCGAAUGGAGUGCGCUCAAAGACGUGCACGUCACAGCAAGUGUAGCAGGUAAGAAGAGGCGACAAGACGACUCGCCUUUGCGGACAGCCAAGCGACGCUGUUUGGGGACGACGUGA